AUGGACGAUGAAGAACAGAACCACUAUGUCUCGCGGCUCAGGGACGUCUACAGGAGCUGCGACACCACGGGGACAGGCUUUCUGGACCGGGAGGAGCUGACCCAACUCUGCCUGAAGCUUCACCUGGAAAGGCAGCUGCCCGUCCUCCUGCAGACUCUUCUUGGAAAUGACCACUUUGCCAGGGUUAACUUUGAGGAAUUUAAGGAAGGUUUUGUGGCCGUGUUGUCCUCAGGUGCUGGUGUCUGCGCCUCUGAUGAAGAAAGUCCUUUGUCCUCGGGCGUCUCCUGUGCUGUCCCACCAAAGUACGUGAGCGGCUCUAAGUGGUACGGCCGUCGGAGUGAGCCUGAGCAGUGGGGCUCUGCCACCGAAGCCACGCACAUGCCAGAGCAGCAGGCGCAGGCCAGCCUGAGAAGCCCGCUCCGGCGUUCCGCAUCCCUGGAAAGCGUGGAGAGUCUGAAGUCAGAUGAGGAAGCCGAGGGUGCUAAAGAGCCUCAGAGGGAGUUAUUUGAAGCACAAGGCCAGCUGCAAACCUGGGGCUCCGAGGUCUUUGGGAGCCCCCGGAAGUCCUGUAGCUCCUCCUUUGACAGCCCUGAGAGCCAGGUGCGGGGCAUCUGGGAAGAGCUGGGUGUCGGCAGCAGCGGCCACCUGAACGAGCAGGAGCUGGCUGUGGUCUGCCAGAGCAUUGGUCUCCAAGGACUUGAGAAAGAGGAACUCAAAGACUUGUUUAACAAACUGGAUCAAGAUGGAGAUGGCAGAGUGAGUCUUGAGGAAUUCCAGCUUGGCCUAUUCAGUCAUGAGCCUGCUUCACUUCUGGAACCUUCCACUCUGAUCAAACCAAGCAGGCCUUGGUCUCAUUACCAGGUCCCGGAGGAGAGUGGCUGCCACACCACCACGACCUCAUCCCUCGUGUCCCUGUGCUCAGGCCUGCGCCUCUUCUCCAGCCUUGACGAUGGCACUGGCUUUGCUUUUCCUGAGCAGGUCAUCGCUGUGUGGGCCCAGGAGGGCAUUCAUAGUGGCAGGGAGAUCUUGCAGAGCCUGGACUUCAGUGUGGAUGAGAAGGUGAACCUCCUGGAUCUGACCUGGGCCCUUGACAAUGAGCUCAUGAUGGUUGAUGGUGUCAUCCAGCAGGCGGCCCUGGCCUGCUACCGCCAGGAGCUGAGCUACUGCCAGGGCCACCUGGAGCAGCUGGUGAGAGAGCGAGACAAGGCCAGGCAGGACCUGGAGCAAGCCGAGAAGAGGAACCUAGAGUUUGUGAAAGAGAUGGAUGACCGCCAGUCCACCCUGGAGCAGCUCACGGAGAAGAAAAUCAAGCACCUGGAGCGGGGGUACCAGGGCAGGCUGAGCCUCCUGCGGUCGGAGGUGGAGAUGGAGCGAGAGCUGUUCUGGGAGCAGGCCCGCAGGCAGAGAGUGGCACUGGAGCAGGAUCUGGGCCGUCUGCAGGCUGAGGAAGCUGGCCUCCGCCAGAAGCUGACCCUAGCCCUGAAGGAAAACAGUCGAUUGCAGAAGGAUAUUGUGGAAAUGGUAGAGAAGUUCUCGGAUUCAGAGAAGCUGGUCCUGAGGCUGCAGAAUGAUCUGGAGUUUGUGCUGAAGGACAGACUAGAGCCACAGAGCUCAGAACUCCUGGCCCAGGAGGAGCGGUUUGCGGCAAUUCUGAAGGAGUACGAGCUCAAGUGCCGGGAUCUGCAGGACCACAAUGAUGAGCUGCAAGCUGAGCUGGAAGGCCUGCAGGCACGGCUGCCCAAGAGUCAGCACAUCCCCUCAGGGGGUCCAGGUGGACACGGCCCAGCAGGUGUCAUUUCGUUCACGGGGGCUUCCUCACCAGUGAGUAUAGCAACGGAGAUAAUGAUGGAGCAGGUGAAGGAGCAUUGCCAAGACCUCAGGAUCCAGCUGGAGACCAAGGUAAAUUACUAUGAGAGGGAAAUCGAGGUAAUGAAAAGAAACUUUGAGAAGGAGAGAAAGGAGAUGGAGCAGACUCACAAGCUUGAGGUUGAUGUCCUGGAGGAUCAGAAAGUGGACCUGGAGAUGCUCCACGCCAAGUCCCAGGAGGUCAUCCGAGGCCUGCAGGAGCAGCUGCGGGACGCGGCCCGCUGCCCCGAGCAGUGCUGCGCCCGGGCGCUCUCGGGCCUGGCCCAGCGGCUGGAGGGGGAGCUGCACCGGCGACAUCAGGACCAGCUGCAGCAGAUCAGAGACACAGAAGUCGAGCUGAGGCAGAAGCUGUCAUGGAUGGAGGCCCUGCAGUCCUCCCACCAUGAGAGCCUGUCCCUACAGCACGAGCACGGGAAAGACAAGCUGGUGCAGGUAGAGGUGGUGAGGCAGCUGGGCCUGGAGCAGGAGCGGACAAGCAAAGAGAAGGCGCAGAUCUGCACGUCGUUGGCCUUUGAGAAGAAGUUGGAACUCACCUGUAGGAAACAAGUGGAAGGGCUGGUCCAAGAAGUGGAGGCGCUGCAGGCCCUCUCAAAAGAGGGGCUGGCAGUGACAGGCAGAGGCCAGGAGGGUGCACACAGUCCUAUAACCCUGUGUCUGGGCUGGGGGGAGUGGCCAUCUGCCCAGCUGGAACCAGGUGAUGGCAGAAAAAUUGGGGAGCUGGCAGGAGAUGGGCCUGGCUCCCUGGCGUCAAAGGGGCCCUCCAAGAGCCUCAGCAAGAACCUUCAGGGAUUGCUCAACAUCCAGGAGGUGGCUUCUGUUCUCUCUGAGAGUUGGACACAUGUGCCAGAAGAACCAGUGCCUUCUGCCAGGGGCCCAGGGAGCUUUAGACAGCCCGAAGUCCAUGAGCUACUCUUGCUGAGCCCAGCCACCUGGGGAAGGGCAGAGGUUGAGAGGCCCCAGACUGUUCUGGAGGAACAGGCUGUGAGCCUGAGCAGGGAGCCGGUCUCCGUGGGGCAUCAGCAGGCAGAGACGGAGUGCGGCCUGGAGGCUGGGCUCCUCUACAGCAGGGAGGCCACGAGGAGGGGGCUCUCACCAUUCCAGCCCAGUAUUGCAGACCCAUGGGGGGCUGGGCAGGAACAGCUUGCCACCCUGGGUGAGACAGUGCUGGAGAGAUUGAAGAAUGACAUGAAAACCAAACUGCUGCAGCUGGAAGACGUCAUCUGGGCUCUCAAGAAAGAAGCGGAUUCAAGAGAGAAGGACAGAUUUGAAUUUCAUAGGCUUUCUGAAGAAAACUCUUUGUUGAAAAAUGAUCUGGGAAGGAUUCGACAAGAGCUGGAAGCUGCAGAAAGCACAGAUGAUGCACGGAGGAAGGAAAUUGAGGUUUUAAAGAGAGACAAGGAAAAGGCCUGCUUUGAAAUGGGAGAGUUCAACAUACAGAAUCAGAAAUAUAAGGAUGAAUUGUCCCAGCUUAACCACAGGGUCCUUCAGCUGGGAGGGGAAGCGUCUACCUACCAGGUUCAAAGUGAGAAGAAUCUCGCCACCAUUCAGCUGUUGGCGCAGAGGCUGGAGGGGACAGGGUGGCAGGGGGCGCAGCAGAGUGACCAAAUCCAGAAACUCGACGGUGACCUUGAAUGCAUGUAUCAGGAAUGUCAGAGCCUAAGACUGUCACAGUCAGAACUGAAAGAGACCCUUGAAGAAAGUCAAGCACAGUUGCGCAGAGCCACCCUGAGGCUGAGGCAGGCCCAGUCCCAGCACUCACAGGAGGUUCAGUACCUGCAGGAGCGGAUGGAACAGCUGGUGCCUUGGCAUCACAUGGCUGAGCUGCGGGAAGAGGCAGGGAGGCACCUGGAAGCACAGCAGGAAGAAUAUGAAAAACAGCUUAAAGGCACAGAAGAGCAGGUAGAAGAGUUGGAAAUGAUCUUGAAGAAUAUGGAAGUGCUCCUACAAGAAAAAGUGGAUGAGCUGAAAGAACAACUUGAAAAGAACACAAAAUCUGACUUACUGCUCAAGGAGCUCUUUGUGGAAAAUGCUCACCUAAUGAAAGCACUUCAGGUCACCGAAGAGAAGCAACGAGGUGCUGAGAAAAACAGCCGCAUCUUGGAAGAAAAAGUUCGAGCUCUCAACAAGCUAAUCAGUAAGAUUGCUUCAGCAUCCCUCUCUGUGUAA
This is a messenger RNA of Cynocephalus volans (Philippine flying lemur), 4032 nucleotides long. RefSeq names its product ninein like (gene NINL). The record is from RefSeq and is a predicted model, not a curated record. Gene Ontology annotation, molecular function: calcium ion binding. Lineage: Eukaryota; Metazoa; Chordata; Mammalia; Dermoptera; Cynocephalidae. Gene Ontology annotation, cellular component: centrosome. Gene Ontology annotation, biological process: microtubule anchoring at centrosome.